Molecule: messenger RNA, 894 nt
Organism: Chlamydomonas reinhardtii
Lineage: Eukaryota; Viridiplantae; Chlorophyta; Chlorophyceae; Chlamydomonadales; Chlamydomonadaceae
Exons: 1
Coding region: 258-470 (70 amino acids)
Source: RefSeq, a predicted model, not a curated record
GGGGACCAGGCGGGCUAUGAAAAAGUAUUGCAGAAGACGGGCGCGCAAAUGCGGCGUGUGGCGCGGUUGGCGUCGGGGCAUGGUAGGGUACGCGAAGCUUCGAUUGAAGCGGCCGAACUUGGCAGCCGAGUUGCAGUCCAGCGGGGCACACAUACAUACUGAUACGCACACUAAAGCUGAACACUACCUGAGAUUCAAGCACCACGAGCACUACGAGCAGGGUUCGAGUACUUUCGGUCUAGUGACUUCGCGUAAGAAUGGAUGACUUCUUUUCUAUUUUAGAUAGGGCGAAAAAAGAUGUCGAAGAGAAGCAGCGGCAAGCAAAGCGGGCGGAAGAGGCAGCAGCUCGGCAGCAAGCGGCCGCGUCUGCUUCUGCGAGGGUCGCUGUGGUCGCGGCAAACGCUGCGUCUCGUUUCGACGCCCGUGAGCGCGGCCGAGUGCUAGAGUCUGCGAAGGCGCUGCUUGAUUGAUUGAUGUUACAAGUUCAUGCUCGUAGAUUGGUCCAAACGAGCCAGGAAGCUCAUGGACCGCCAAAACUAGGCGCUGCGGACUGAGGGAGCCGGGAGCAUCAUCCUGGAGCUAGGAAGUUCACCGGUGCACCGGGGAGCAUGCUCCGAAUUGAUGCCGGUGACCGUGUGCGUCAUGAUCCGCACGCCUCACCCUAGCUUGUCAGCUUAGGGACUCGCAAGAGGUAGUCUUAUGACGCCGACCCACGGCUUAGGUGAGCAGCGCUAGCGUUUGCGGUGAGCCGGGCCUGGGGUUCCUCCCCUCUCCGGAGGCGAGGAGCAUGGGGGUCAUUCGGGGAUCUCUCCUCGGGUGAGCGUGCGUGUCUCGUACGUUUUUGGGGCCCUGGCUUGUCCACGGCUGUCGUCCCACAUGUAACCUCUAUCAGCA